Messenger RNA from Salpingoeca rosetta, 6044 nucleotides. Its product is annotated as TK/RTKC protein kinase. Gene Ontology annotation, molecular function: ATP binding; transmembrane receptor protein tyrosine kinase activity. Lineage: Eukaryota; Choanoflagellata; Craspedida; Salpingoecidae. Gene Ontology annotation, biological process: cell surface receptor protein tyrosine kinase signaling pathway; protein phosphorylation; positive regulation of kinase activity. The record is from RefSeq and is a predicted model, not a curated record. Gene Ontology annotation, cellular component: signaling receptor complex. The transcript is spliced from 34 exons. Bases 277 to 5841 code for a protein of 1854 amino acids.
CACCACCACACGAGUGCGAGUGUAGUGGAGUGUACAUUGUUCCUUCCUUUCGUGCUUUGCUCACUUGUUCGGGUUUCCUUGCUCCGACACCCUCUCCUUGUUUGCAAUCUCUCCUUGUUUCAAACCCGUCCACCACCACCGCCGCUUGAGGAUCUCUGCACGCUGCAGACCAGCUCAGACCACUUGUGUGGCGUGUGCGUAGCUUGCCGAUUUGUGACGCAAGCAAGUCUACACAAGCAGCAGACGCGCGUUCCACGCCCCUCUGGAGCAGCAAAGAUGCAGCCCAAGCUGCACCUGACAGCAGCGUUGCUGCUGCUUGUGGCACUGCUACUUUUGGCGUGCCCUACCAACACAGUCUCUGCAGAGUCGCUCUUCGAACAAGUCGCGGAUACAUCGUACACAUUUGAGGAGCAGCCUGGAUCUGACCGCGGCAAGACUGUCACCACCUUCGACACAAACUUCGAUGGGUUGCUGGACGUGGUGUCUUUGGACGGCGGCACUCCACCAAAGUUUUAUCUGUCCACUGCAACCACCAGCGGCCCUUUCUCCAACAGCGUGUUCAAUCCCAUGAUCAUGCCCCCUCCCUCCGACAUCAAAGCGGCAGACUUGGACGGCGAUGGCUCCACAACGGAGCUCGUCAUAGCAGAGCCGUUCAGCUCCUCGCUCAAUGGUGGCGGCGUGGAAAUCUACGUCAUGGACAUCUUUGGUCAAGUCAACAGUUCUCCCAAGUCUUCCAUUUCUGCCGUGGACUUGAGCCUUGGCACCAGCUCUGGCUUUGGCGCCGCCGUCGCCGUCACACGUGAUCUCGACGGCAAUGGCAUCUUGGAUCUGGUUGUGAGCGCGCCAACGUCCAAACAGGUCGUGCUGCUGUAUCUGAAAGAUGACCUUGGCGUGGUGGAUCACGCCUUCCUCUCAUCGGUUCCAACAAACCUCCAAGGCAUCGGCAGCAGCCUUGCCUACCUGUACAACGAUGGCAUGGACAUGAUCGCAUAUGCAGCAGGAGAUAUGCAAAGCAUGGAGCAAGCGUUUGUUCUCCACUUGUUCAAUACCACAUCAGAUCGCAACAUCGCGUCGGAGAAGGUGGACACCCUCUUGGCAAGCGACAUCACAGCCCGGGCGUCGCCAUCAGACAUGCUGGAUUUCAGUCUCAUUUCGCUGACGCUUCUCCCCGGGUACCUUGGCACAGGGAACGUGUUUCCAGACCUGCUGGUCGGCUGUGCUGCCUGUGUUGCUGUGGGUGGCGAAACAGGCGGUAUCCUGCAGCUGAAUCUCGACUGGGUCGAUGGCUCGCUGGUGCUUGUCCAAGUUGAGUUUGAGGUGGAAGCGUUUUCCUCCGGGUUCACAGAGGGCGGUGUAGAUCUUGAUUCGGUCAUCAUCUCAACCACGGGAUUUGACACCAGCCCAAAGUUUGCGUACGUCGUGCUCAGCAGCAACGACAACGGGCCGUACCGCCUCGCAAAACUGACAGUUCCUUUUUGUCCGGCUGGCACUCGCCGCGACGGCACAGCCUGUGCUGACUGCGUGAAUGGCGUCGAAUACCAAGACGAGGUGUUUCAAGUAGAAUGCAAACCGCUCACAGAUUGCGAUUUUGCGGAGCUUCUGCCGCCAACACCAACAACCGACCGCGUGUGCUCAGAAUGCACGGAUGAGCAGUUCUACAACCAGGCAUGCAUAUUCCCGUGCCGCAACAACAAGAGCCCAAACUCGCAGUACGCGUGCUCCUGCUCCAUUCAAGACUGCACCGACUGCCUCUCCAACCCAGAUGGCGCCUUCAACUCGAUUGGCUCAGUGUUGGUUGGUCGUGGCCGCCCAGAGUCAACACCUCUCGACUGCGGCCUUGCGUCAACGCCUGGCUCGUGCGCAGCGCAGUGCCGCAACGUGCCCUCCUGCAACGCAUUCUCGCACGCAGCAGAUACUGGCGAAUGCUGCUUCUUUGACAUGCAGAUGGAUCCGCUGAAUGUGGUGCUUUUGCAGCAACAGUCGUCCCGCAUUACAUACGUGCUGGAGACAUGCGUCACGUGCAUCCCAAGCACCGUCCUCUACGAUAACGAAUGCAUUGUCCCUGAUGUGCCGCCGCUGUUGUCCGUGUUCCCGAGUGAGCUUGUGAUUAGCUCCACAGCGCCGACAGAGACGCCCAUUGCCACCGUCUCCUCCCUCAUCGACCCAAACCUGCCAUCGGGUGAGGGCCCGCUGCUGUUCACUGUCCCAGCGGACUACGACGAUGCAAUCGCCGUCACUUCCUCCGCCGUUUUCCUCAAACGCCCCUGGAGCGGCAACGGCACAUUCGACAUCCACAUCACAGCCUCUGAUGGGCGAUCCACGUGUCGUGUACUGGAGCGAGGCGCCAUCCAAGAAACACCUGGCCCGUGCACGAACCAAACCACUCUCAGGAUUAUUGUGCCGUACUUUGAGGAAUGCGCGCCUCCCGUGAGUGUGACCAUUCCGACGUCAAAGAGGACCAAAGUUCCGUUUGCAUACCCAACCGUUGUUUCCGAUGCGAACGUCGGCAUCACAGCAUCUCCACCGCCCACGCACGAGUUCUCUGUUGGCACAACCGCUGUCACCUUCACUGUUGGCCCAUUUGACUACGGCGACAACAUCACCUGCUCAACCGACGUGAGGGUGGUGCGUGGGAUGGAGAUCUCGGUCGGCAGUUUGUCCACAUCCGCUGGCGGUUCAGCCGUCACCGUCUUCCUCAUCGAGAAUCUUUUUGGAGAUGCGCUGUCCGCAUUGGAGGAUCUGACGAUUCGCAGCAGCGACGCCGCAUUUCGCAUCAGCAUCACUUCUCUCCUCGGCGAACCAUUUGUGGUGUCGCCUCCUGAUGAUGAAGACUUCCCCUUUGCUGAGCUCCGUGUUGCCUUUGAUAUCCGCUUCUGCCCAAAGGGCGUGGCCUUCCCCGACAACCCCACAUACAGGGAUGUCAUCUCAGGUGUCAACCUCAAGUUUUCUAGCGACCGCGUGCCAGAUGUGACGCUUGAGCUUGCACAGCGGUCCAUCGACCUCCUCACAGGCUGUGUGCAUCUUGCUGGUGUGAGCGAACCCGUCACCCGCCGCUUCUUCUUCGACAACGCCUAUUUUGACGUCUCGGCACCGAGAGGCUUCCUUCCUUUUGGUUUUCCGUCGAAACUUGAGCUGGAGCCGCGCUCCCCAUCCUACGUCGCCUUUGUGCUCACCAACACCAUGGGCGAGCUGUCCUCUGACCUCCUCGCUGAAGCGCCCGUGACGCUUCAGGACCUUCAGCCGCCAGAGUUUCCCACGUGUCCAGAGGAGACGGUAGUCGUGUACGCGGCGCACGGCGCGACGUCUGCCAACGCCACAUGGCCGGACAUUGUGCCCACAGAUAAUGUGGGGAUUGUGUCGUCGUCCUCCACGCACGUCUCUGGCGAGUCGUUUGAUGUUGUCACCAGUCCGCAUCCGGUCAAAUACACCGCAUCGGACGGCACAUCCACCGGCACCUGCGAAUUCAACGUGGAUGUGCGAGUGCAAGAGCUGAGCAUUGAUGUUGAAACCGACAUUUCAGUUUCCCGUGCCGAUCGCACAUAUACACAAGCGCAGCGCAAGUCUGCCGACUACAACCUCCUCAAUGACCGACACGACCUCGACUUUGUGGGGGACGUGUCGCAGCACAACACGCUUCGCCUCGUGUUUGGCGACGCCUUGGGCCGCGCUAUCGUUGUGCAGGACACGGCCAAUACGACUGAGGUCAAGCUGCUGGUCGACGUGCGCUGGACAGCAACCGGCAACUUUAACGGCGGCGACGUCUCCCUCAAGACAGACAUGACCAAGCUGUCUGCAACCAUCUUCCGGGAGUCCAUUCCGGCGCUGCACGACGAAGAAGGAGAGGAUGAGAGUGAAGCGGAGGAAACCGAAGACAAAGAAGGAAAGGAGAAGGGUGGCGCAUUUGCGAUUUCAGGACCACAUGACCUCUCCUUCACCGUCCACUUCACACAGAUGGACUUUACGGACACAACGGGCGAGAUUCACGUUGUUGGCCAGGCCAUCAUUCCAUCAGAGAUGGCGUUUUCAAACAUCUCCAUCACCACCAUCUUCAUCAACGACUUGGUGUCCACCCUCCCGUCUGCCAACGUCACGUGGACAACGAAGACGGGCGCCUUUGUUGGGUUCCGCUAUCUGUAUGAUGCAGACGAGCCUGUUGAUGCCAACAAGUACGCCGUCACCUUCUUCGAUGCAGAUCCGCCCGUGUUCGUGUCGUGCCCAGCAGACAUGAGCGUGCCAAACGACGCUGGUCAAGGGUACGCCACCGUCUCCUGGCCCCCUGUCACGGCAACAGACAUGCAGUCGCAGGCAUCUGAGCCGUCUAGUCCAUACGUCAACAACACGGGCGUUUUCCCGGUCAUUUCGCCCUCGUCACCACCGCACCGCGUGGUGUACACAACGAGCGAUCUCUUUGGCAACACGGCCAUGUGCUCCUUCAGCGUGACGGUUGUGGAUGUGGAGGCGCCAAACGUGACGUGUAAGAGCAACCCCAUUGUUGUGCCGCUGGAGCCUGAUGAUCCUCUGGCGCACGUUCCUCUCGCAGAAAUCACCGGCAACGCCACCGACAACGUCCUUGCUGACAACUGGCUGGUGAAGGUGCAACCGCUCUCAAUCGCGGAUAUGCCCAUCGGAUCAUACGACAUUGUGACGGAGUUCAAGGAUGGCUACGACAACAGGAACAACUGCACCACAGUCCUGACUGUGAUUGACGUGACACCACCAACGGGCGCCUUCUGCCCGGCGCAGCUGCAGCCGCUCGGUCAAGACGCCAACACCAUGAGUGGUAGCGACAGCAAUGACACCAUUGUCGUGUACAAUCCCGAGGACGUCUACUAUCAAAUCAGCAUCCAGACGCACUUCAAGGACUUUUCGUUCAUGGACAAUGUUGGGAUUGACCAAGUGGUGUGGAGCGUGCCUGACACGGGUCUCUACCCACCUGGCCCAACCAACAUCACCGUGGUUGCCAACGACACGUCUGGCAACGAAUACCAGUGCGACUUUGUGCUGCUGCUGCCGUCCCCCACGCCGUCCACGCAGUCGCCGAGCGCGUCCCUGUCCAGGUCACAAGUCAGCUACAUUGGCGGUGGCGGCGGUGCGGGCGUGCUGCUGAUUCUCCUCAUUCUGUUCUUCGCCUAUCGCUUCUCCAUGCGCAAGCACCCGCAAGAUUGGGACGACAUCUUUGCGACGAUGGAGGCGUUUCGGCAGCGCAAAGCGUCCCAGGCGGGACCCGUUGAACCGCGCGAAAUUCGCCGCUCGCAGCUCAAGCUCAACGCAGAGCUGGGCAAGGGCGCGUUUGGCAUCGUGUACAAGGGCUUGUUGAACGACAUCCCUGGGGCGCCGGCGUAUCUCGUUGCUGUGAAAUCUCUUCACGACAACGCCACUGGCGCCGACCGACAGGAGCUGCUGGAGGAAGCAGCCGUCAUGGCGCAGUUCAUCCACCCCAACGUGGUUGCCCUCGUUGGCGUCGUCACGCUCGGAGAUCCACUCCUCGUCAUUCUUGAGUACAUGGAGAACGGCAGCCUGAAGGGAUAUCUGGAAUCACACGACACGCCCGCACACCGCAAGAUCCAAUUUAUUGCAGACUGCGCUUCUGGUCUCGCCCACAUCCACUCCAAAGGUUUCAUUCACCGUGAUGUCGCUGCCAGGAACGUCCUCAUCUCCUCUGACAUUUCCGCAAAGAUUGCCGACUUUGGUGAUGGCGGAGGCACUGGUGUCGGCGCCGCUGAUGACAACGGCGAUGAGAAGCGACACAAGAAGAUGAGCAACUUGUAUGUGGACGCGCUGGACUCUGUUGUUGGCCAGCACGACUCGGACAACGACAAUGUCAUGGUCACAGACUUCUGAUGCGACGUGACGUGAUGUUGGUGUGAUGUGACAGUGAUGUGUGCAAGUCAUGUGACAUGUAUGGUGUUUUGUGUUGUGAUGUGUCAUGAUGUUUACUGACUGCAAAGGGGCAUUGUUAUCACGAUGAGCACUUCUGCUCCUAUUCUGUUGCGUUGGCAUGCGACGCGUGAUUCGCCAUGGUGCGUGUGUGUGUGUGUGUGUGU